GAUUAUUUGUUGCACCAGCUAAAAUGUUGAUUCGAAAAUUUUAACAAGGGAUGAAACGCUGGGCAGACUUCUGAACCUGUCGUCAGCCACAAUUAAACGGAAUGCUGACCUCGAGAAUCGCUUAGCUGAACUCGAGGUUGAGCUUGCGGUCUGGAAACAAGCCCACGCGACUGCUCUUGAAGGUGCAGACCGGGAGGCCAAGGCUCUUAAAGGGAGGCUGGCUUCUCUGAACUCUCAGGUGGCGUCAAUGGAAACCUUUAUGAGUCAGAGUCUACUCGUCCUCUGCGUCAUCGAUGGGGAUGCUUGUAUAUUUAAUGACUUGCUCCUUAAGCAAGGCCACGAAGGUGGUCGCCAGGCCGCGCAACAAUUGACGAGGGCAGUCGCGGAUUAUUUAACCAGCGAGGAUAUUCACGUUCUCGGUCGACUGUCAUUUUGGGUAACGAUUUACUUUAACAAGGCGGUACUGGCGAGUGUUCUCGAGCGACAUAAAUUAUGUAGCCCGGAGCAACUUGAUGCUUUCAUUAUGGGCUUCAGCCAGUCUUCGCCUAGGUUUGUUUUAGUUGAUGUCGGAUACGGCAAAGACGCCACCUUCACGAAAAUUACAGGUCGGCACGUGUUGCUCAAUGGUGGCCACAUCACUAACACUCAUUUAGAGUAUCUGCAAACAUACCUCCGCUUCCCCCAAACUCAGCGAAUUUUCUUUGCUGGUGGUCAGGAAAACACUUAUGCUCCAACUAUUGCUGCCUUGCAAAAUGACGGCCUUUUGGGGAAAAUCGCUUUCUUAGAGGCCUGUCGCGCGAGCCCCAAUUACGCACAGAAACACCGUUUGCCGAUCCUGACUGUGGAUACAUUGUUUAUCAACCAGAGGCUCUCGCCGCCAUUGAGGACGCCUCCGCCAUUGAAUACCAAUGGUCUCAGUCCCACGCUUACAUGUGGUGGAUUACCGACACCGCACUCGCCGCCCAACAUGAACACUUCCGCGACGGGAAGGCUGGUUGACCCCACCUUGCCCCUUCAUAAGCACUCUCCCCCACCUUGUAAUGAAUUCUAUCUCAUGUCCUGCACUAAAGGCGGGGCUUGUAAAUAUUCACAUGACUAUAUCCUGACGCCAGAUCAGCUGGCAACUCUGGCUGCUAACGCCAAGAAGGCUCCUUGUAAUUUCCUAAAAAAUGGUCUCCAGUGCCCAUAUGGCGAGCGGUGCUGCUGGGGUCAUGUAUGCCCUAACGGCCCGAAGUGCUUUCACCUGAGUAAGGGCAAAUGCUGGUUCAAAGGCGAAAGCAUGCAUAACGUUUCGCCUCUUCUAUCACCAUAGUUCGCUUCAACGCAUGCAUGCCUGUUAUUGGUUUGUCUUAUGUGCCGCAUGACCUGUACGAAGGUUUCAGCCUGACGUUUUAUCGCGUUACCCUCUGCUCUUUAUGUGUUUACAACAUUGUUGUUCAUGUGUGGUUUUUUACAUGUUAUUGUAUGGAUCGGAUAUGGACUUAUUAUUUAUAGGAUGUACCUCCGAAUUACGAAUCUAUACACCACAUGUGCUAGAGAGUAC
This is a messenger RNA of Suillus paluster, 1543 nucleotides long. RefSeq lists its product as uncharacterized. The record is from RefSeq and is a predicted model, not a curated record. NCBI's taxonomy places the organism in Eukaryota, Fungi, Basidiomycota, Agaricomycetes, Boletales, Suillaceae. The transcript has 9 exons. The coding region runs from base 248 to 1312 and encodes 354 amino acids. Gene Ontology annotation, molecular function: metal ion binding.